Megalops cyprinoides (Indo-Pacific tarpon) is the source of this 4373-nucleotide messenger RNA. Its product is annotated as protein crumbs homolog 1-like. Gene Ontology annotation, cellular component: plasma membrane; protein-containing complex. The record is from RefSeq and is a predicted model, not a curated record. The transcript has 13 exons. Gene Ontology annotation, biological process: establishment or maintenance of epithelial cell apical/basal polarity; heterophilic cell-cell adhesion. NCBI's taxonomy places the organism in Eukaryota, Metazoa, Chordata, Actinopteri, Elopiformes, Megalopidae. Gene Ontology annotation, molecular function: calcium ion binding.
CAUCGACUGAUAACCAUGUAGGCACGUGAAAUGCCUAAAAAUGAAAGGCUGGGCAUUGAAGAGAAUGCGCGUGUGUCUCCUCAGACAGCGUCCUCCCCCUGCCUGAGUGAGCCCUGCCUAAAUGGUGGUGUGUGCCAGGAGGUAAGCUCAGACUUCCUGUGCCCGUGUCCCACCCCUCCCGGGUCGAGGUGCGAGGGAUCCCACAAACCAUGCCAACACACCCGCUGUCUCAGCAACACCACAUGCCUCCCUGGCUCGACCAACCCCCCGGGGCCAGGGGUGGGGCUGGGCUACACCUGCCUCUGCAGGGCGGGGUACACAGGUGUCCGCUGUGAGAGGCAUGUGGGCGGAUGCGCUUCUAGGCCAUGCCGGAAUGGGGCGCUGUGCCGGAGCAGCCCUGUUGGGCCCAUCUGCUUCUGCGUGCCUGGCUUCCAGGGUGAGCGUUGCCACAUCGAGGUGGAUGAGUGCGCCUCCAGCCCCUGCCGCAACGGGGCCACCUGCCUGAACAGGAUUGGCAGCUAUGCCUGCCUCUGCAAGCAAGGCUACACAGGUACCAGAUGUGAGCUGCAGGUCGACGAGUGUCAGUCAGAGCCCUGCCGCAACGGGGGCAGUUGUCAUGAUGACAUGAACCGCUUCUCCUGCACCUGUGUGCAUGGUUUCCAGGGAGAUUUCUGUGAGAUUGAUGUGGACGAGUGCGAGAGCCAGCCAUGUCAGAACGGAGCGCAGUGCACUGACGGAGUGAACAGUUAUAGCUGCGACUGCACCGAGUCCCACUUCACGGGCCACAACUGUGACAUUCCCCUUCCACACUGCAUAUACCAGCCCUGUCUCAAUGGUGCCACCUGCCGGGAGAUCCAGGGGAACUACACAUGCAACUGUUGGCCAGGGUUUGAUGGGAGACACUGCGAGGUGGACAUCAGUGAGUGCAGCAGCAGCCCCUGCCUGUCUGGGGGGAGGUGCAUCGAGCUGUCCUGGAAGGGCCUCUAUGGCAUUGAACCACUGCUCCCCACAAACUACAAUCACCAGCAUGCUGCAGGGUUCGUGUGUGGGUGUCCACCCAGUUUUUAAGGCGCUUUCUGUGAAGAAGAUGUAAACGAGUGUGACCCGAACCCAUGCCAGAAUGGGGGCUCAUGCAGCAACUACCCAGGUGGUUACACAUGCAACUGCUCACUGCAGAGCCAAGAUGACCACCUGUAUGGAGGGAGGAACUGCUCUGAGCUUCUGGUGAGCUGCAAGGAGCACGAGUGCCAAAAUGGAGGCACUUGCUUCCCCCUUCUCGCCAACGGCAGUCAGAGCCACCGCUGCGAAUGUCCCGCCGGCUUCACUGGCCCUGAGUGCCAGACGCCCACCAGCUUCUCCUUUGAGAUGGGCGGCUACCUGCGGCUGGAAGUGGAGGGAUUUGGCCCGGGCUCAGCCUCCUGGAGUGUGGAGAUAAGCUUCAGGACAGAGCAGGAGGACGCCCUACUCCUCCAGCGGGCAGCCGGUGGGGGGAUCGUCCGGCUGGAGCUGGUGGGCGGCCAGCUGUGCAUCAGCGAGAUGGUGGGUGGUGAGCGGCUCUUGUUACUGGAGCUCUGGCACGGAGUCGCCGACGGCAGGUGGCACGCGGUGAAGGUGGUACUGGAAGAUGGGACUUUGAGGAUCCGGCUGCUGGAUGGAGCGUGCGUAGAGGACUGUGAGAGGACAACCCCUGCAGGGGAGGGGCGUCUGGAGCCAGGGCCUGCUUCCCACACCAUCUUCAUCGGAGGGCUAGGAAAGGAGUGGAGCGAGACCCAUCCCGCCACAGGCCGGUCCGUCCAUCCCUUCCUGGGCUGCCUGCGGGACGUGCAACUGGACUCCACCCUGGUGUUGCCUGGUGACUGGCCCAGUGUUUCGGCGGUCAAUCUCACCCCUGGCUGCAGAUGGGACAGGUGCAAGGGUGCCCCAUGCCAGAACAGGGGACACUGUAUCAGCCGGUGGCCAGGGUACCAAUGCGAGUGCUACAGACCUUACAAAGGGCCCAACUGCUCCCAAGAGUACAUCACGGCCAGGUUCGGGAGCGAGGACUUGGAGAGCUACGCCGUGUUUCGGGUGGGUGAGGACCCUGGAGAGACAAUGGAGCUGUCCCUGCUUGUCCGCACCAGGAAGCGGAGCGCCCUGCUACUGGUACUGGGCAAUGUGAAGGGCAGCUACCUCCACAUGGGGCUGGAGGAGGGAAGGGUGAUGGUGUGGGUGAGUGGUUCCAGCCUCCGGGGGGAGGGCACAGUCGAUGAUGGCCGCUUCCACCUCCUGGGCGUGAGGAUUGAGGGGGGCCAGCUGGCCCUCACCAGGUCAUCCCGGCUGCAGGUCACCGCCCCCGCGCCUGGGAUCCAAGUCCAUCCUGGCGACCUGGUCCAUGUGGGUGGGCUGCCGGACGCUCGUGCCACCGCCUCUCUGGGCGGCUACUUCAAGGGCUGCAUCCAGGACCUGCGGCUGGGCUCCCACACUCUGCAGUUUUACCCUGACGGCAUGCCCUCAAGCCCCAACGCCCUGGAGAGCAUGGUGAACAUUGCGCCCGGCUGCACCGCCGAUGAUUCCUGCAGGGGAAACCCCUGCCUGAAUGGUGGGAUGUGCUACUCCAUGUGGGAUGAUUUCACCUGCACCUGCCCCCCCAGCACAGCAGGGUGGCGCUGUGAGGAGGUGAUGUGGUGUGAGAUGUCACCCUGCCCACCCACAGCAGUCUGCCAGCCCCUCGCCCAGGGUUUCGAGUGUGUUUCCAGUGCGACUUUCCUGGAUGACAGCAGCAUGGUGAUUUUCAGAGGCAGUGGGACGAUCUUGCGUAACCUCACCAACAUCACCUUCCGUAUACGUACGAGGAGGCAUGAUGCGGCGGUCCUGCGCGCCCGAAAAGGGCCCAAGUCCCUGUCCGUGUCCAUCCAAGACUCGCACCUGACCCUGGAGCUGCAUAGUGGGAAGCACUUCCUUGGCCUGAGCGUUCAGAGCCCUGUCUCCGUGAGCGACGGGGAGUGGCACUCAGUGACACUCUCCAUGGUGGCCCCAGGGGCCGGGGUGUCCAGGUGGACCAUCACCAUGGACAACCAGGAGGACCCAUCCAUCUCCAAGGUGUCCACAGGGAACCUGGACUUCCUCAGGGCAGGGGUGGAGCUUCUAGUGGGGGGGUCGGGCUUCACGGGGUGCUUGAGCACGGUGGAGAUUGGUGGGAUCAUGCUGCCCUACUUGGCCGACACCGAGUUGAGUGUCCCACGGCCGCACAUGGAACGCUUCAUCAAGAUGUCCGCCACCUCUGUCCUCUCCGGCUGCUCUGGGCCGUCUGUUUGUGCCCCUGACCCUUGCCAGAAUAGCGGCAUCUGCGAAGACCUCUUCGACCGCUUCUGCUGCACCUGCUCAGCCGGGUGGACGGGGCCUCGCUGUGAGAUCACUGCUGAUGCCUGCACCUCUGGGCCCUGCGUCCACGGCAACUGCAGCACCCAGGGGCCAGACUACAAGUGCGCCUGCGAGCCAGGUUACGUUGGCACCAAUUGCGAGGCCGAGGCGGACUCGUGUGAGGGUCACCAGUGUGCACCGGGAUCCACCUGCCUGAGGGGCUACCAGAGAUACUCCUGCCUGUGCCCCCCGAACAGGACUGGGGCCUUUUGCGAUGAGGACGUUGAACAGAUUGCUUGGUACAUAGAGAAUUAUCCACGGCCCAAACUGCCGGUGAGCGUGUGUGGGGGCGAACGGUGGAACUACACCUGCUAUAACGGAGGCAACUGCACUGAGGCAGAGGACGGCUCACAGUGGGCCUGCCAGUGCAGGCCAGGCUUCGCUGGCCAGUGGUGCGAGACGGACAUAGACGACUGUGCGUCGGGACCAUGCUACAAUGGGGGACACUGCAUCGACAUGGUGGACCAAUUCCACUGCAUGUGCGACCUAAGCUACACUGGGGAGCAGUGCGAGCUUAACCUGAAUGCGAGCAGCCUCACGUCUGACCUCCUGCUGUCCGUAAGCCUGAUGGCCGUGGCCUUCCUCCUUGCCCUCUCUCUGGCCGCCGCCACCCUCACCGUGGUCACGAAGCGCAGGGCCACCCACGGCACCUACAGCCCCAGCCGGCUGGAGAAGGAGGGGUCCAGGGUGGAGAUGUGGAGCAUGGCACAGACCCCCCCCACGGAGAGACUCAUAUAACCCCUAAACACCUCCAUGAGCCUCCACAAACCAGGUAGACUGCACUCUCACUUGCACCGAGGUGAGUUCACUUUUCCGUUACAUUUUUUCACAUUUUUACAUUUUUUAGCAGCCUAUUACUUUUUUGGAGGAGUCCCUGCCCCUCCAACACACCUUUUUCCCGCAACCUAUGUCUGCGCUGCAGGGCUCUCCCUGUAGCUGAGGUCAGUGCCUUUCCUGGCCGAGCCACUCCAGAC